AUGGGCCCGGGGCCCCCGGCGGCCGGAGCCGGAGCGCCCCCGCGACCGCUGUCCCUGGUCGCGCGGCUGAGCUACGCUGUGGGCCACUUCCUCAAUGACCUGUGCGCGUCCAUGUGGUUCACCUACCUGCUGCUCUACCUGCACUCGGUGCGCGCCUACAGCUCGCGCGGCGCCGGCCUGCUGCUGCUGCUCGGCCAGGUGGCCGACGGGCUGUGCACGCCCCUUGUGGGCUUUGAGGCUGACCGCGCCGCAGGCCGCUGCGCCCGCUUCGGCCCGCGCAAGGCCUGGCACCUGGUCGGCACCAUCUGUGUCCUGCUGUCCUUCCCCUUCAUCUUCAGCCCCUGCCUGGGCUGCGGGGCCGCCACGCCUGAGUGGGCCGCCCUCCUCUACUACGGGCCCUUCAUUGUGAUCUUCCAGUUCGGCUGGGCUGCUACACAAAUCGCCCACCUCAGCCUCAUCCCAGAGCUCGUCACCAACGACCAUGAGAAGGUGGAGCUCACAGCUUUGAGGUACGCCUUCACUGUGGUGGCCAACAUCACCGUCUUUGGAGCUGCCUGGCUUCUGCUACACCUGCAGGGCUCAUCCACUGGCCCCACCAAGGAUGUCAGCGACCACCUGGGGGUCCAGGAUGUGCCAGUGUUCCGGAACCUCUCCCUGCUGGUGGUGGGUGUCGGAGCUGUCUUCUCACUGCUGUUCCACCUGGGCACCAGGGAGGGGCGCCGGCGGCAGGUGGAGGAGCCCGGUGAACACAGCCCCCUGUUGGCUCCCUCUACCGCCCAGCCCUUGCUGCUCUGGAAACACUGGCUUCGGGAGCCGGCCUUUUAUCAGGUUGGCCUGCUGUACAUGAGCACGAGGCUCAUUGUGAACCUGUCCCAGACGUACAUAGCCAUGUACCUCACCUACUCCCUCCACCUGCCCAAGAGGUUCAUCGCCACCAUCCCACUGGUGAUGUACCUUAGCGGUUUCUGCUCCUCCUUCCUCAUGAAGCCAGUGAACAAGUGCAUCGGGAGGAAUAUGACCUACUUCGUGGGCCUCCUGGUGAUCCUGGCCUUUGCAGCCUGGGUGGCGCUGGCAGAGGAGCUGGGCGUGGCUGUGUAUGUGGCGGCUGUGUUGCUGGGCAUGGGCUGUGCCACCAUCCUGGUCACCUCGUUGGCCAUGACAGCUGACCUCAUUGGCCCUCACACGCACAGUGGAGCGUUCGUGUACGGCGCCAUGAGCUUCUCGGACAAGGUGGCCAAUGGGCUGGCAGUUAUGGCCAUCCAGAGCCUGCACCCCUGCUCCUUGGAGCUCUGCUGCAAAGCCUGUGUGGCUUUCUACCACUGGGUGAUGGUGGUCGUCACAGGCGGCGUGGGCGUGGCCGCCACCCUGGCUCUGUGCAGUCUCCUGGUCUGGCCCAUCCACCUUCGGAGAUGGGACCCUGGAGCCUAGCCCUGACCCCACCCCGUGGUCCCUUGCCCUUUGUAAAUUAACCUCGACUGUGAACAUCUGAUGCCCAGAGGUCUGGAGCAGCGCCUCCACUCCCUCCCCUGCCUUGUCCUGUCUCUGCCUGGCUGUGGGUGGAGGUCAGAAUGGGUGAGGUCCCAGCAGCUUAUUCUUGCUGGGGUAAGGGGAGGACACGGAACUGGCGGGAUCCUUAUGGUUUGGUGUACUCCAGUGUCAACUCUAACCCACCCCCCACCGUCUGGAUGAUGGGGGUGUUAUGUGUUAUGUGGGGCUGGAUAUGAGGGUCCUAGGCCCAGGGGCUGCAUGGAGCCCGGCCCUGGCUAGCCAAGGGUUUCCCGGGUGCCACCAGGCCCUGGAGGACAGAGCUGUCGCUAAGCCUGCCAGGAGCUCCAACCUCGGGGUUGGGGGGCCGGGCCCAAACCCUGGCCGUGGAGGCGACGAGGCUCAGCGUGCCUGGCUGGGGUCCCCAAGUGCAAUCCCCUGCGCCCAGGCCACUGCUGACCAUGAAUAAAGAGUUGCCUGGGGCCAGGACUGUGCCUUGGCGGUUUGCCUGGGGCCCGGGGCAGGGCCGGAGUGGGUGUCUGUCGGCCUCUGCCUCGAGCUUGGUCACCAGGGUCUCCCUUUAUCUGACUGCCCCCAGGCCUCGGCCCCAGAGGUGAACGGAC
This is a messenger RNA of Odocoileus virginianus texanus, 2108 nucleotides long. RefSeq names its product major facilitator superfamily domain containing 12 (gene MFSD12). Lineage: Eukaryota; Metazoa; Chordata; Mammalia; Artiodactyla; Cervidae. Gene Ontology annotation, biological process: carbohydrate transport. Gene Ontology annotation, cellular component: plasma membrane. The record is from RefSeq and is a predicted model, not a curated record. Gene Ontology annotation, molecular function: symporter activity.